This is a messenger RNA of Marasmius oreades (fairy-ring Marasmius), 4159 nucleotides long. RefSeq lists its product as uncharacterized. Lineage: Eukaryota; Fungi; Basidiomycota; Agaricomycetes; Agaricales; Marasmiaceae. The record is from RefSeq and is a predicted model, not a curated record. The coding region runs from base 136 to 3810 and encodes 1224 amino acids. Gene Ontology annotation, cellular component: nucleus. The transcript has 2 exons.
GUGGUGGGCUUGGUCUUAGUCUCUAGGGGUGUUGUCUCAAUUUGCCUGUUACUCGCUUCUUACCUCCUUACCUUCAUCCACCGUCAACAACUUCUGCAGUCGUCGCAAAGCACGUUCCUCACGAGGUCGUGCCAAAUGCCCUACGAGCAAUACGCCGACGGGGCUCCCUAUCUGCCUUAUGGCGUGUUUGAUACAUACGCUCAACGACAACAACAAUACAUCCCCAUUUCCACUGCCGACCGUAACAACGACAUACAAUCGGAAAGUACGAACGACCUUCCAGUUCGCGAUGUCACUGCCGUUCUCGCUGCUCCGAUGCACCCUGUUCGGGUCCACAUACCACCCUACAUGCAGACCGCACCAAUGCUGGCUCCCGGAGGAGGAGCAGAAGUUCUACCUGCGGGAUUACUUAAUAAUUCUAUCUCACCACCGCCUGGCUCUUCCUGGUAUGCAAACAGUGGUUUCACGUCGUUACAGGAUUUUUCUCCUAUAUCGAUACAUCAGAGCCGGCGGGCUCAACCGUCUUCUCAGCCUGCGAGUUCUUCACUUGUAGAUCACAAUCACGGGCAGACACAAUCCCCCUUUGAUUACGAUGCGUACUCAUCUACGACGGCAGCCACAAGGACGGCAACGGACUCUCCCUCUGCGACGGUAGAUGGCAGCUCAGAAACGUCGAAAGCCCUGAACUUCUGCAUUUCUCAAGGAUACAUAAAUCCUGCGAAUCCUAUAUCACCUUCCCAGCUUUCAGCCCUCGGUUUUUCGCCUUCCACCACUACCAGUUCAUCUGGUCUCAAUGCUCCGUCUUCGCUCGGCUUGCCUGUGUACUCUGCCUCAGGUUUCGACUUGCUUUCCAUAAUGGCACGCGUUGCUACUCGACCCGAUCCAAAAGUCAUACUGGGACCUGUCGAUGUCACCUCUUCGUUCGUUGUCGUCGACGUGCGGAGGCACGACAGCCCCGUCAUAUAUGUCUCACCGACGUUCUGUCGCUUGACUGGAUAUGAUGAGGGUGAGGUUAUAGGACGCAACUGUCGUUUCUUGCAAAGUCCAGACGGGCGACAGGCCAAGGGUGAAGUCAGGCAAUAUACGAGCCACGAGGCGGUGAAGCAUUUAAAGAAGCAUAUCAUGGCGGAUAAAGAGUGCCAGACGAGCAUCAUCAAUUACAAAAAGAACGGAGAUGCGUUCAUCAAUCUGGUGACCGUGAUUCCGAUACGAGGGGGUGAACUUUUAGGUGGAGACGAUGAUAAAGUGAUCUAUCAUGUAGGAUUUCAGGUUGAUUUGACGGAACAGCCGAAUGCGAUUUUGAACAAGCUGAAGGACGGUACAUAUAUCGUCAACUACAGCGCUAACAAUCCAGUCGCUGUCCCUCCCCUCAACUCGCUCAACGUUCUCGGCCGGCUUUUCCAGAACCGUCAGAGUGGGAGCGGUUUGUCGUUAGGUCUCGGACUGCAUGCAAUCUCUGCCAAGGAUAGGAAGCUGCACUCGAUUGCUCAGCCGGCUAUUAGCCGUGACUUAAAGAAGUUGUUGGAGGAACCAGAAUUUCUGAAGAGCUUCCCAAUCACCACUUGCACGAAUGCUGACGCAACGCUGCCCUUUACCGCCAACUCCUCCGCUCCUCCAUCUGCGGACGUCACAGGUGAGGAGAACGGAGACUCAUCUGCUGUGUCAUCACCCAAGUCGCCUACGAAUACUCCGGCGUCUCCCACAGCACCGUCGUCGCAACCGCCGAGUAUGAUUGUACCGUCCUCUACACCUCAUACACCCUCAGCCAAUCACCCCCUAUCCCUCAUCCUCCUGGAGUAUAACCCUGAUUUCCUCCACGUCGUCUCGCUCAAGGGUGCUUUCCUUUACGUUGCUCCAGCUGUUCGUCGUGUGUUAGGCUAUGAGCCUUGGGAGCUUGUCGGUCGGAGCUUAGUGGACAUCUGUCAUCCUUCAGACUCCGUUCCAUUAAUGAGGGAAUUAAAGGAAAGUUCUUCGGCAAAUACAGGUUCUGGUGGUGGGGCAAGCGUUGAUGAGAACAACUCCACGGAUGAAAUGGCUUCCAGUCCAACGACAGACACGAUGGCUGUGGCAAGGCCCCGAACCGUGGAUUUGUUAUUCAGAGCUCGCACGAAGAAUGGGAGGUAUGUCUGGGUGGAGUGCAGGGGGAGGCUACACGUGGAGCCGGGGAAGGGGAGAAAGGCCAUUUUACUGAGUGGAAGAGCGAAGGAGAUGGCUGCGUUGAAGUGGGAGGUGGUCAAAGAAGUUAGCGGUGGUAUUCGAGAGUGUGAUGUUGUGAAGCGAUUGGUCAAUACGUCUGAGAAGGAGACGUGGGGUGCGAAUAAGGACGGCGGCGGUAGCGGCAGGAAGAGGAAGGGAAAGAAAAAGGGAGGUGUGGAUGAUGAUGAUGGUCAUUCCUCAACCCCUCCGCUAGUGGCGGAAGAGGUUGAAGUAAAGACCGAGUUUUGGGGCGCGAUCACAAGAAGCGGUAUUCUACUUGUGGUGACGUCCGGAGUGAAGGACGUGCUUGGUUAUGAAGAAAAUGAGUUGGUUGGCCGACGCAUUGAGACAAUUAUUGCGGACGAGAGGGACAAAAAGUCUGUGACAGAAGAGGUUGGGAAAGUGGCUGCUUGUGUAUCGUCGUCGCUGUCGCCUGGAGGUGGUUCGAUGAUGGGUGUGAGGGGAGCGGUGUGCGGAAUGGUGAGAAAGAAGGGGGGUUCGGAGGAAGAGGCGGUCGUGCAAGCAGAGGUGAUCCUGUAUCCGUCUGCGAUGGACGACACAAUUUACCAGUCAGACCAAACGAUCUCGCCCGCUAACGUGAUUUUUCAAAUCAGGGCUCACAGUCCCGUCAUUAGUCCAGGCCACCAAAACGAGAUCCAUCCUUCACCACGACGCUCCUCGGCUAUAUCGGCGUUAGGCGCUGAAUCGAGGCAUCAUGGUACAUUCGACGACAUGCCGUCAGGCGGGAUCGGUGUUAGCUUCAACGACCAGUUCGGAUUUGGUGCGGGCACUAUCAGAUCUGGUAAUCCUCGUGCCACUGAAGGGUUCAAGGCGGAUGUGAUGCAUCCCUUGGAUGAGGAUGUCUUUCAGCCCCUGGACACUAAUCGAGGGUCGAGUUGGCAAUAUGAGUUGCAGCAGUUGAGAUUUGCCAACGACAGGUUGAAGGAAGAAAUCAAGGUGCUCGAAGGAGAGUUAGAGAAAAAGGUUACGAUAAAUCCUACAAGGCGGAACACCUCUCCUUCACUCUCUUCGUCCUCCACGACUAGCGGUACUCUUCAAGGUGCGGAAAACGAAGGUGCGCCGCCACCACAGUCGCGGCAACUAUACGGGGAGAACACGCCUCAGGGACAACGCCAUUAUAUACAUUUCCUCCAACCCCCUCCGACUAGCACGUCCGCUGACAGCAGCAGGACUCCCGAAUCCACUGCUGUUAAUCAAGCCGGCACCGGAUCGACCCAGUACACAACGAAUCCUUCGCUUGUGUACGAUCAACAGCAGACUAUGCAAUCAGCACCUCGGGUGACUCGACAGGUCCAUCAAGACGUCCAUCAUCUGGGGAUAGGAUCGAGGUUCACCGUGAGCACGAGGUCCAGCGCAGCAUACGAAUCUGAAGCUCAACCCCAGGCGUACGGUGUCGGUUCCGAUUAUCCUCCAGAGCCGGACUGGAGGUCCACAAAUGUAGGCCGCUAUUUACCCCCUGGACUUGGGCAAACGACCCCAGUCGCAACGAACCUACCGAUGCCCUAUUACAUCCAGACACAGAACAGCCAUCCCAUACGUUACCAGCCUCCCACACCUUCCUCUCUGAAGAGGAACUGGGCGGAUAUGGCUUAAAAAGGUACAUACAGCAAAAUAUACUCUCAGCGGACAAGGCACACGGGUUUCUUGGUUUUUUGUCAUUUCAUACUCUCAUUCAUAUAUUUAUAUACUACUUUUUUCUCUUCAUGAUAACAGGAUGGACGUUUACGAUCCUAUAUCUCUCCGGCAGACAAUCCGAGUCAGUGGAAGCCCACAUGUAUUCCACAAACAUUUGUAACUAUAUAUCGCAUGUCGCACAAUUUUUCCCCGUACGAUACCUUACUGUACACCUUAAUUGCUCACAAAAGUCGUACUUGCUAUGUGUUUUGCUUGCUUUCGUACCUCGACUCGUCAAUAAAAACAGGUUUUUUGAACAAAUCCCGAC